Molecule: messenger RNA, 1549 nt
Organism: Cygnus atratus (black swan)
Lineage: Eukaryota; Metazoa; Chordata; Aves; Anseriformes; Anatidae
Gene: SSTR5
Product: somatostatin receptor 5
Exons: 1
Coding region: 11-1123 (370 amino acids)
Biological process (GO): neuropeptide signaling pathway; cellular response to glucocorticoid stimulus; regulation of insulin secretion
Cellular component (GO): neuron projection; membrane
Molecular function (GO): neuropeptide binding; somatostatin receptor activity
Source: RefSeq, a predicted model, not a curated record
AGUAAAAGUUAUGGAUCCUUUAUACUUUCCCAACACAUUUAGCAUGGACGCUAGUUCCAGUGACGUGAAUUCCUCACUGCUGACAAAUGUGACAGAGAAUGGGACACUCUCAGAGCAGCCUCCAUUCAAAUACAUCCACAAAGUCCUGAUUCCCAUCUUUUACAUCCUUGUAUGCGCAGUUGGACUCAGUGGCAACACAUUGGUCAUUUACGUGGUUUUGCGUUAUGCCAAGAUGAAAACCGUCACCAACAUUUACAUCUUGAAUUUGGCCAUUGCUGAUGUCCUCUUCAUGCUGGGCCUGCCCUUCCUGGCCACCCAGAACGCCAUCUCCUACUGGCCCUUUGGCUCCUUCCUGUGCAGGCUGGUUAUGACUGUAGAUGGUAUUAACCAGUUCACUAGUAUUUUUUGUUUGACUGUGAUGAGCAUGGACCGGUACCUGGCAGUAGUUCAUCCAAUUAAAUCAACCAAGUGGAGACGUCCCAGGGUGGCCAAGCUCAUCAGUAUGACUGUCUGGACAUUCUCGUUCCUGGUGGUGCUUCCAGUCUUCAUCUUUUCAGAUGUGCAGGAAGACUUUCACACCUGCAACAUGAACUGGCCAGAGCCUGUCAACAUCUGGUCAGCAGCAUUCAUCAUUUACACGUCGGUCCUAGGGUUUUUUGGUCCUUUGUUGGUGAUCUGCCUGUGCUACUUGCUGAUUGUGAUUAAAGUCAAAUCUUCAGGGAUCCGAGUUGGGUCUACAAGGCGCAGGAGAUCAGAGAGGAAAGUGACCAGGAUGGUGGUGAUCAUCGUGGUCGUCUUUGUGUUUUGCUGGCUCCCAUUUUACAUGAUGAACAUUGUCAAUUUGAUAUUUAUACUGCCAGAAGACCCUGUGCUAGUAGGGGUGUACUUCUUUGUGGUGGUCCUGUCCUAUGCAAACAGCUGUGCCAACCCCAUUCUUUAUGGAUUUCUUUCUGACAACUUCAAGCAGAGUUUUCAGAAAGUCCUUUGCCUCCGAAAGGGCAAUGGUGUAGAGGAUGGUGACCCCAUUGAACACAGGCAAGAGAACAGCAGUCGCUUGCAGGAAUCCAUGUUAACCCAGAGAAAUAUUGAAUUCAAUGGACAUAUGCAGACUAGCAAGGUGUAAGGGCAUGGUUUGGGACUGCAAAGCACUUGUAGACCUGGAGAACUUGGGGACGUAAAGGAGAGAUGAAAUCAUAGCAAAGCUAAAACCUGGAGGCCCGCAAGCUCAAAUAAAUGUACAUAGACUUCUCUUCACUCCCCUCCCUUUCCCAGCUAAAAGUGUUAUGGGUUAUACUGGGCUGCGUGAAAUUCUUACGGUGUUUUAGCUAAGGCAGUCAGACGCGUUACCACUUUCUGUACCCUAGAGAACUGAUCUACUGGUACCCACUGCUGGCUUUGUACUUCUCUGGUGAUGCAAAACAACACUAAACCUGUUUUAACUACCUUGUUAAGCUGAGUUCAUGGCUGCUUUGCACUGCUGGGAUCAGCUCAAAACAGAAAACAGCUCAGACAAUUUGGUUGGAAAUGUCUUUGAAAGUCUUCAAGGGGA